CCAUCCACCACCAUGAAUAAGCCAGUCAUUCUCUCUGUUUCUCUCUGCCUUCUUUUUCUCUUUCAAAGCUCCUUUGCUCGCUCUGCUUUCCAGCAGCAAAAUCAAUGCCAACUCGACAGGCUCCAUGCUCUCGAACCGGAUAACCGUAUUCAGUGUGAAGGUGGUGUUAUCGAGUCCUGGAAUCCCAACCACGACCAGUUCCAAUGCACUGGCUUAGCUGUUACCAGGCACACCGUUGAACCCAACGGCCUUUUAUUGCCUGCUUACAGCAAUGCCCCACAGCUAGUCUACAUUGUACAAGGUCAAGGUAUGUUAGGAGCUAUAUUUCCUGGAUGCGCUGAAACAUUCCAAGAAUCUCAGGAAACACGCAGUGGCAGCAGUGGAAAAGAACAGGAACAGCACCAAAAGAUCCGUCACUUCCGUAGUGGCGAUGUCAUUGCUUUGCCAGCUGGAGUAGCCAGCUGGAGUUACAACGAUGGUAAUGAACGCCUUGUUGCUGUUUCAGUCUACGACACAGCUAACAAUGCAAACCAGCUUGACAACAACCCCAAGAACUUCUAUCUAGCUGGUAACCCAGAAGAGGAGUUCCAGACACAGUCCAGACGCGAAGGUGAGCGUGAAUCACAAUUUGCCCACCACCGCGCCAGCGAGAGACAACAAGGCUCUUGCAACAAUAUGUUCUGCGGAAUGGACACACGGGCCAUUGCAGAAGCAUUCAACAUAGACGAGCAGCUGGCUAGAAAACUUCAGGGAGAGAAUGAUUUCAGAGGCAACAUUAUCAAGGUGGAAGGUCAGCUUCAAGUAGUCAGACCCCCAAGGACACAGCAAGAAAGAAUGGAGCAACAAGAACGAAGCAUAGGAGGUAGAAAUGGUGUCGAAGAGACUUUCUGCACUAUGAGGAUGAAGGAGAACAUUGCUGACCCCUCACGGGCUGAUGUGUUCGUCCCCGACGUUGGCCGUUUGAGCACUGUCAAUAGUCAUAACCUCCCUAUUCUUCGUUGGAUCCAACUCAGCGCUUCUCAUGUUGUUUUAGGCAAUAAUGCUGUGAGAUUGCCCCACUGGAACUUAAACGCCCACAGCUUAAUCUAUGCUGUGAGAGGCCAGGCAAGGAUUCAGGUGGUGGACGAAAAUGGCAAUAGCGUCUUCGAUGGAAAUGUGAGGGAAGGGCAGGUCUUGACAGUGCCACAGAACUUCAUCGUGGUGAAACGAGCGGAGAGUGAUAGGUUCGAGUAUGUUACCUUCAAGACCAACGAUAAUGCCAUGACUUCUGAUGUUGCUGGACGCACCUCAGCUGUUCGAGCCAUGCCUGUAGAGGUCUUAGCCAAUGCAUUUAGGGUUUCAGUUGAGGAUGCCAGUAGGAUCAAGUUUAAUAGGAAGGAGACUACCUUUGCUAGCUCACCGUCUGAGUCAGGAAGGAGGUCUACUGCUUAAGGAAUUAAAUAGUU
Mercurialis annua (annual mercury) is the source of this 1445-nucleotide messenger RNA. RefSeq names its product 11S globulin-like. Gene Ontology annotation, molecular function: nutrient reservoir activity. Bases 13 to 1431 code for a protein of 472 amino acids. The transcript is spliced from 4 exons. Lineage: Eukaryota; Viridiplantae; Streptophyta; Magnoliopsida; Malpighiales; Euphorbiaceae. The record is from RefSeq and is a predicted model, not a curated record.